AUGGACGAGCACGACAGAGACAUUGAUAUAUCUGUUCGAGAAGGAAAUACUGGCAGCCGCGUUAAAAAGCCCAAAACUCCCGAGAAACGAAAGUUAAACAAGCAACAAAAAUAUGUUGGAUCCUGGACUAUUAAGGUUUACGAUCAUAACAUUGCUAGUUAUAAGUGCAGUACUGUUACCUUGGCUGAUAUUAGACUUAUUCGACGAAAGCUUUAUGCUGCUCCUGAUAAGCUUACGCAGGAUAUUAAGUUAUGUCACACGCUGGGUGUUUGUGAAAAAGUAAGGAAACGCUCCAACAAAGUAAUUCCAAAAAAACGCCUCCUUAAUAUUACUUAUUAUCUUCAAUCAAGAACUCAAAAGAAAUCCAUAAGAGUAUGUCAAGCUUUUGUUACCAAAAGUUUGGGAAUAUCAAAAAAUCGAUUCAAUACCGUUGCGAAAGUUAUUCACAAUGGAGGAGUGCCUAAGGAAACUCGUGGGGGCGAUCAUGUUUCCAGAAAAACAGAAGAUAAAAAAAAUAAAAUAAGAGAUUUUAUUGGAAAUUUAAGGGGUACCGAAAGAUAUUACAACAUAAAGAAGUCUGUGAGAAUAUACUUGCAAGCUAAUUUGAGUAUUGCCAAAUUGCAUAAGAUUUUUAACUCACAGCAACCUGCACAAUAUAAAUCAAGUUUAUCCAUGUUUUAUAGAAUUUUUAUGUGUAGAGAAUUUAAUAUAGGUUUUUCAUCACCUGCAGCAGACUGUUGUGCUUUAUGCAUACGUCUUAAGGACAAUAUAAGAAAAUAA
Psylliodes chrysocephalus is the source of this 780-nucleotide messenger RNA. The record is from the annotation of a GenBank genome assembly. NCBI's taxonomy places the organism in Eukaryota, Metazoa, Arthropoda, Insecta, Coleoptera, Chrysomelidae.